AAGCAGCUGGAAGAUGGUCGCACCUUGUCCGACUACAACAUCCAGAAGGAGUCCACCCUGCACUUGGUGCUGCGCCUGAGGGGUGGCAUGCAGAUCUUUGUGAAGACCUUGACUGGGAAGACCAUCACCCUGGAGGUUGAGCCCAGUGACACCAUCGAGAAUGUCAAGGCCAAGAUCCAGGACAAGGAAGGCAUUCCCCCUGAUCAGCAGAGGCUGAUCUUUGCUGGCAAGCAGCUGGGAGAUGGUCGCACCUUGUCCGACUACAACAUCCAGAAGGAGUCCACCCUGCACUUGGUGCUGCGCCUGAGGGGUGGCAUGCAGAUCUUUGUGAAGACCUUGACUGGGAAGACCAUCACCCUGGAGGUUGAGCCCAGUGACACCAUCGAGAAUGUCAAGGCCAAGAUCCAGGACAAGGAAGGCAUUCCCCCUGAUCAGCAGAGGCUGAUCUUUGCUGGCAAGCAGCUGGAAGAUGGUCGCACCUUGUCCGACUACAACAUCCAGAAGGAGUCCACCCUGCAUCUUGUGCUGCGCCUGAGGGGUGGUAUGCACUUGUUCAUUACAAUAAAGCUGUUGCAUCCACAAAAGCUUGUGUCUCGGCUGAUCUUUGCUGGCAAGCAGCUGGAAGAUGGUCGCACCUUGUCCGACUACAACAUCCAGAAGGAGUCCACCCUGCAUCUUGUGCUGCGCCUGAGGGGUGGUAACUGAACUGGCUGGCUGUUGCUUUCCUCCAAAUAAAGGCUUCUCUGCACUUGUUCAUUACAAUAAAGCUGUUGCAUCC
Messenger RNA from Opisthocomus hoazin, 778 nucleotides. The record is from RefSeq and is a predicted model, not a curated record. NCBI's taxonomy places the organism in Eukaryota, Metazoa, Chordata, Aves, Opisthocomiformes, Opisthocomidae.